This is a messenger RNA of Manacus vitellinus (golden-collared manakin), 1450 nucleotides long. It is a transcript of the gene KTI12, whose product is annotated as KTI12 chromatin associated homolog. NCBI's taxonomy places the organism in Eukaryota, Metazoa, Chordata, Aves, Passeriformes, Pipridae. The record is from RefSeq and is a predicted model, not a curated record.
AUGGAUGGGAAAACACCUCCAGCCUUCCAGCACAAGGAACGCAUUCCGCUGCUGUGCCCCAGCAAGCGACCAGAGAUCCCGGGAAUGACGGGGAAGCCCCCUCCGCGUCAAGUUUCCGCCCGUUUACCGGGUCGUGUGCCCGCGGGGCGAUGCCGCUGGUGGUUGCUGUGCGGGCCGGUCCCGCAGCGGCAAGCAAGCCGGCGGGCGGCCAGGAGCCUUGCGGCGGCGCUGGGCGGCCUCCGAGCGGGCCGCGCAAACGUCGUGGUCCGAGCGGAGGGCGGGCGGGGCGGGGCGCUGCGGGCCGAGGUGGAGCGGCCGGCCGAGCCCCGGCGGGACUGGGUGAUCGUGGACGCGGCGCAACGAGCUGCGCGAGCAUCCCGCUUACGAGCUGUUAACUGCGCGGCGCGGACAAGGCGGGCAACGGCGCGCUGCCAUCACUGACCUGCGCCGGCGGCGCGGGGCGGCCCCGACGAGCCGCCCUUUCGAGGAGCCCGACACGGGCCUGCCGCUUGGGACCGGCCGGCCCUGUUCAACAGGUGGAGCGGGAGGAGCGCGCCGCUGGGCGACAUCCGCGCCGCGCUGUUCGAGAGCGCCCCGCCGGCCCCGCACCGCUCCACCCGCGCCCAGCCCCUGCAGUCCGGGGAGUUCCUGCACCGCCUGGACCGCGUCACCCAGGACGUGCUGGCCGCAGUGAUGGCCGCGCAGAGCGGCGGGGCGCUGCCCGGGGACACGGUCCGCGUCCCCGGCCUGGCCCGAGGGGCUGGUGCUAGCCGGCCCGUGAGCCUGGCCGAGCUGAGCCGGCUGCGCAGGCAGUUCAUCACCUACACCAAGAUGCAGCCCAGCGAUGAGAACAUGCCCCAGCUGGCCAGCAUGUUCCUGCAGUACCUGAGCCGCAGCAUCCAGUGAACCAGUGGCAGUGGCCGUGGUUGUAGAAGUACUUGUGACAGUAGGAACACGCCUUCUAGACGCAGACCCCGCAGAGCCUGGAUCCCACCUGUCGUGUAUCGGAUAUUUGGCAGCAGCAGCUCUGGGUGCCGUGUUCCCGCAGCAGCCAAGCAGACAAUUUCUGAGAGAAUCUGUAGGGAUACAGUUCCCCACACCCCUGAAUUCUCCCCAUCAAAAAGGAGAGCAGCUGUUGCAUCCCCAAGCAAGUGAAGUCUCCUGUGGAGACAUAAACCCCAGUAAUAUAGUAGUGUCUGAGCGUGAAAGCGCAAAAGGUGAUGACUGUAUGUCUUGAAUAAGAAGAUUGUUUUUCCAGGGCUGCCUCCAGAUAAUGUCAAACUGCAGAAGAGACUUCAGGUCCAGAACUAGAACAGGAUGUGACUGUUUCAAGAAGUCUGACUGAACCCAAGAGAGAUUUGCAGCUCUAUACUGCAAAAGGGUGCUGGCUUAGCAAACUCAAAAGAGGUUUAACAAUAAAAUGUGUGCCUUAAAUGGACUAAACUCUUAA